Molecule: messenger RNA, 5564 nt
Organism: Uloborus diversus
Lineage: Eukaryota; Metazoa; Arthropoda; Arachnida; Araneae; Uloboridae
Product: N-lysine methyltransferase KMT5A-A-like
Exons: 6
Coding region: 274-876 (200 amino acids)
Molecular function (GO): protein binding
Source: RefSeq, a predicted model, not a curated record
UGUCCCCAGCUCGGAAUUGCGAAACACACAAUUUGAAUUCAAAAUUUCAGAAUUCAAAUUAAUUUUUGAAUUUUUUUACUGUUUUUCGAACUUAUUUGUUCGCAUGCCGGCAUUAGUUUAUUUGAAAUAAAUGGCAACUGUAAGACACAUGCUGUAUUGUUGAUCAACAAAAUUUAAGUAAGAUGUUAUAACGGAAAUUUUGUGUGUGAUGCUUAGCUUUUAGCUGCAUUUUUUUACACAACAACUUCAGGUAAAUACAGAAACAUUUUAAAUAUGAAUGUGCAAGAAGAUUGUCUACGCAGAAGAAAAAGGCAUUCAAAUAAAGAAAAUUCAGAACAAAAACAAUUCAGAGUAACAGAUUAUUUUCCUAUUAGAAGAAGCAAUAGAAAGGCUGUUUAUGUUGUAAAGAAAGAAAACCAAAAACUCAUAGAAGAAACAAUUUUAUCCGGUGUGGAUGGUGAAAGAAAAAAUGGUUUUCAGGUGAAACACUUUCCUGAUAAAGGCCGUGGCAUUAUAACAACCAGAGCUUUAAUGUGUGGUCAGUUUGUGAUGGAGUAUCACGGAGAAUUGAUAGAUUACCGAGAAGCCAAAAGGCGAGAAAUGCUUUAUGCAGAGAAAAAUGUCGGAUGCUACAUGUAUUAUUUUAAACUAAACAAAUGCUAUUGUAUUGAUGCAACUGAAGAGUCGGACAGGCUGGGCCGUCUCAUCAAUCACAGCAAAAGAGGGAACCUGAAAACACGUAUUAUUUUUGUCAAAGAUCAGCCUCGCUUGGGAUUUUUCGCCUGUCGAGAUGUCCGAGCGGGCGAAGAGCUUAGCUAUGACUAUGGGGAUCGCAGCAAAUUGUCUCUACAGUUUCAUCCAUGGUUAGCAGCCUAAAAUGUUCUCAUUUCACGUAUUUAUUACUCAUUUUUUAAUGCUAUGCACUUCAACCAUCUCAUUUAGAAUGCAUUUCCUUUUGAAUAUUAAUGUAUGCAAAAGUCAAAAUGUUACACUCACUUUUUUAUUAUUAAACUAAUUAUAAAUAAUCUUGGGUACUUGAUUAUAUUUAUACAACAUUUUCUUAAGAAAAUCUGUAUGAUGGGUUUUAUAAAUCAAAAUAUUGUAGAUUAUUUAUUUUUUUUCCCCUUUAUCAAGUAUAUAUUCUACUUGAUAUAUACCCAAUAUGACAAUAAAAUUCUUUGGUCCCCGCUUAUUUGCAUAUAACAUGAAAUAAACUGUCCUGUUUAAUAUAUUCUUUACAGUUAUCCUUUAGUUUCUGAUGAUGCACUCGCCAAUCGUAACAUUUAUUACUGAAUUAAGCAUUUCUAAUGUAUUAAUAAAACUGUAAGUGAAUACUAGGAAAAAUAAGUUACUCAUAAAUUUAUUUAAGAAAAACAUCAACCCUGAAAAUUGUCAGUUUUGUGAUGUUUAUAAUGCUAAAUUCAUUAAAAAUGGUAUGAUUCAUUAAGCUUUAUCAUGUAUUGGUGAGUUGAAACUCUUUUAAAUGUUUUUCUCUAGAAUGAUUUUUUCUUUAUUUUCCCUUCCUUUCUCAAUUAUUAUUCACUUUAAAUAUCCGAGAAAGAAAGAGAAUCCCAUUCUUCCACUUCUUGCUUUAAAAUUGUCUUAGCUGACAUUUGAAUGUUAAACUCUUAUGCCCCCUUACAGUUAAGUCACAUAAUCCAUAAUGGCUUACCCUUUUCUAUCAAGCAACAUGUUUCCUUUCUGAGAAAUAGAUCAAAUGCUAUUUAGUGUGUCUUACUUCUUUCCUGUUCUAUUGCAUAUAAGUUAACUUUUUAUUUCAACAUAAAUGUUUCAAACUCUGCUUGAUUAAAUUAGUUCUUCUAGCAACUACACAAUCACAUAUUCCACAAAAAACAAUCAACUGUUAGAUGCUUCUGGGAUGUGAAUUUUAAUAAAAUACUCUGACAAGUUCUGCUUUGUGAAAUACAAUUUUAACAAUACUGUAAUUUCUUGCACAUUAUCUGCUUUUUUCUCCUAAACGUCAAAAAGUAUUUAAUGUCAAUUUACAGCAUGAUUCACCAAUAGACUGCUUCAUUGCGUGUAGGGAUGUUUAUUGUUUCAUGUAGCCUGAAUUUGCCUUUUGCGCCUGGUUUUCCAAAUUGAGUGCCGCGAAGCGUACAUUGUAUCAAUCUAUAUGUACAGUGGCUCCCAAAAGUGUUCGUACACUUUGAAAUUUUUUAGUAAAAUCAAAAUAACUCAAAACUGAAUUCGAAUAUAAAGUCCAAUAUUUUUUCACAUCAUUCCUAUGUCAUUCUAAAUAUAACCCAUUGGUUUUUUUAAAAAUAUUGACGGAUCUUCUUUUUGAAAUGGGUCAGAAAACGAAGAGACAGAGAAAUAACAUGCCACAAAAGUCAUCGUACACUCAAAUAUUUUCGAAUAAAUUCAUGAUUAAAAUUAUCAUAUGCCAUUUUAUUAAUAUUUUUGCAUUGUGUUGACCCUUAUAAGUCAUUUGGCUUUAAUUUUUUGUUUAUUUAUUCCUUAAUAAAUUGCUUAUUACUGUAAAAUGGCUGGUAUUUGUAAAAAACCGCAAACGCCAUUCUAAAUUUGAAUUUUUUUUCCCACAGUAGUGGUAAAUUGGUUUGAAAUGUCUCUAAAUUAGUUAAUUUAUUUGUUUGUAUAGUAAAGUGCUUGGUAAAAUGCUUUAAAGAAAGGAAUCGGACCGAAAGCAAGGUAAGAAAAGGUCAACCAGCAAAGUUGACAAAACGUGAUUGUAGAUUUAAAGUUAAAAAAUUUAUGAAAAAUACACAUUUGAGGGCUGUAAAAGUUUCUGCAGAGUUAAAUGAAACAUUUUACAUUUAAUUUUCACCUAAAAUUGUUCGCCAAGUUCUUUGAUUAGCUGAAUUAAAUGGGACCUCUUCCCGCAGAAAUUUUCUUGGUCGUGCGAAAAACAGAAAGCUUACGCUUUUCGUCCCAAAAUUAAUGAUAAAUAAGCUAAAAACAGUUUAGAAUCAUGUCUUACUUACAGAUAAAAAUUAAUUCAACAUUUUUGGUUAAAUUGUUGUACAACUGUAAGUAGAAGAAAAAGUUACGAACUUAAUCUUAAGAACUUAGUUGGAUCAGUUAAUCAGGACGGUGAAGGUGUUUUAGUGUGAGGGUGCAAAUCAGCAUCAGUACUCGGUAGUUUGUAAUUUUUUGAUGAAAUAAUGAAUCAUGCUGUUCCUUUAAAUAUUUUGAAAACCAAUUUUGAACUCCUAGCCAAAAAUUUGGUUAUUGGAAACAACUUUGUUUUUUAUCAAGAUAACGAUAAGAAGCACACGGUUUUCAACGUUUGCAUCUAGUGCCUCAAAAAUUGUCCUUAAGUUUAGAAAAUACCCCCUCAAUCUCCAGAUUGUAACUUAAUGUAACGUAUUUAGAGAUAUCUGGAGGCUAGAUUACGAAAAUAGGGCUUUAAAACGAAAAUAGAGCUAGAAAUAGUGAUACUCAAAGUGUGGUAGAACACUUACUCAGAAAUUACGGUAAAAAAAGAAAGAAAAAGAAUGAAAUCUAUUCCCAGACAUUUAAAAGGUGUUAUGAAUACUGUAUGAUAUUCUAUUAAUUAACAACUUAAUCAAAAGUUAGAUUAUUUAAUAAUAUAUAGACAUUUUAUAAAGUGUACAAAGACUUUUGUAAGAUAAAAUUUCCAGCACUUUUCGGUUUUUGAUUUUUAAAAAAAUUAAGUUUUAAUAUUUUUUAAAAACUUUUCAUGCAUUUUUGUUAAAAAUUGAUCAUAGAUCUUAAAAUUAAAUACCUAUUCCGAAAUAUUCAUUCUAGCCAAUGAUUUGGGGCCUAUUUCGUUGAAAGUCGUAGGUGUACGAAGACUUUUGGAAGCCACUGUAUAACUAUGGUAAGUUGAAACAGUGUAACAUUGCUACACCUGUUGCAGAUUUUUGAGGAGGUCUGCAAAUUAUUUCUUAAUUGGAAAGAUUUUUUUUUCGCUUUCUGCACGAAUUUCCCAAAUUUAAAAGCAGGAAAAUCAAGUUCUAAGUGAAAAAAGAAAAGACAAAAGGCAUUUAAAUCUGUUCAGGAGUCCUUAGUUGUUAAAAGGUCAAAAGAAUUUGUUCCUGCAGCUACUGGUGCCUCAGUCUUCUAUUCUAUUUUGAAGCUUUUUUGUCUUUGUUUUACUCGUAAUUUUUAAAUUUAGCAUUUUAUUUUCAAGCUUUCCUUUUUGCUGCUUCAUAGUAAGUAUAACAACUAAUCAAAUGCUGAUCUACUUUGCAUACUAAAUUUGGGUUUUUAAUGUUCAUUGUAGACUACUGAAAAAAAAAUUUGCUACUGGGUGUGUAACAGAGACAGAAUAGGGUGCAACGAAUCAGAAAAGUUUGGAAAUCGGUUUUAUGCAAUUCAGGCUACCUAAAAUGAACAAUCCUACAGGCAACUUUUGCACUACCCAUUUGUACUGGUUACUUUGCCUUUGUCUUUAAGUAAUUAGCAUAUUAUGAUCAGGAUUUCAAGGAGACUUGUUUAGAGUAAUUUUGAUUAUAGCUUAAACAUUACUACUUUAGGUUUUUAAUUCAGUUGCUGAAAUUUUGUGUUAAAUUAAAUUAACUUUGUUUUUUUACCAUAUUAUCUGCAGAUUAUAUGCUGCUGCGGAUAAUACGUAGGAAAUUACGGUAGUUUUAAUUGAUUUAAAAUUUCAACAAUAGUAGAUUUUGUAAUAUAACUACCUAAAAGAUGCAUUUUAUUUCAAAGUUAAAAAUCAAAAGAAAAAGUUGAUAAUUUAUAAAUUACAAGCUAUGAAAACAUAAAAAAUAUACUAGAAGAGUGAAAAGAAAAUGUGGGAAGGCAUAUUGUCGCCUCAGAGCAACAGUAGGAUAUCUUAGUGUUAUUCCUGGGAUUAAUGUCUAAGUGUUGCUUUGAGGACACAAUAUGUUUUCUUUUCACAACACAUUUUAGACAAGCAUAUGUUUGUCCACAAUUCUGCAAUGAAAUUUAUUAAAGAAACCUUUCAGCUUCUGCAAGAGAAGAAAAGAAUAAAGAUAAGCAAUUUUAUUAUCAACUCAUUCAAAUUUGAUUAAGGUAAUAACAAUCAGAAAAAAGUUUAAAAAAAAAAAAGUUUUAACUUUUCAAAAUUUUUAUCAGUUAUUUUACUAUAAAUGUUAAGUAAAUCCAAUGAAUAAUUGAAGCUUUUUUUUUAAAAAAAAUCAUAUAUUAAAGAGGACAAGGGAAUAAAAAAUAACUUUUUAAUUUGAAAGAAUCAACAUCAGUGAUAAUCAAGUUAUGUACAAUAGCAAUUGGUUUAGUUUAUAACAAGGUUUCAAAGCAGCUACGUAAGAGCACAGUUGGUACAUCAUUUUAUUUGCUAAUUCAUUAGGGUGGCUCAAAAAUACAUGUAAAAAAAAAAAAAUUUCUCCUAGAUAACAGGACACCCCUCAAUAUUUUUAGACUUGUGAAUAGUAAUAUAUUGGAAGAAUUCUAGCUUCCUAUUUCGUCUGAAAGAGGGUGCUCAACCCACUCCCCCAAACUUCAUUAGUAUGACGAAGGGGGGUUAAAAAAAUACAUUGAACUGAAAAAACAAUGCCACAUAUUAUAACAUGCACGAGUAAUAUGCAUAGACAUUGCAAUAAAAUAAUUUACAAAAAAAAAAA